UGCAAUGGCACGUCCCACUCGGCCUCUGUGUGCACAAUGAGCGUCUUUGGCGUACCAAGCUGUGUUUGUGUGUCUGGGUACAAACAAACUCCAGUGGGCUGUUCAACUAUUGACGUGUGCAAAUCUAAAUCUGUCAAGUGUCAUCCUUAUGCAGCAUGUGUGUACACAGGUCCUGGGCUGCAUAAGUGCCAGUGUAAACCUGGUUAUGAAGGAGAUGGGACUUACUGUGCUGAGAUUAAUCCUUGCAUACAGACGAACUUUUCGCGAUGUGGUUCCAAUGCAGCCUGCCAUCAUACAGGACCUAACCAAUACAAUUGUAUCUGCAGUGACGGGUAUUCUGGAGAUGGAAAAACUUGUGAAGAGAUUGACCUAUGCAAAAAUGCAAAUGGAGGAUGCCAUAUAUUUGCUGAUUGUAAAAUGUUUGCACCUGGUAUGAGGGAUUGUACUUGUCAGGAUUCUUUUGUUGGGGAUGGUAUUGAUAACUGCACAGGCUCUGUCUUUUUUGAAAUGACGCAACCCAAGUUUAGUUGGAAUACCUUCCAAACGUUAGUGUUUGACCCAUCAUCAGGUGGUCCUAUCAAUGUAUUUCUCCCAAGUACAAAAGUAAGGACCAGUUCAACAGACAUCAGUGCGUAUAACUUGUUUGAUUUUGCGGUUGGUUGUGAAUGGAUACCCCUAGCUCGUCUGCGAACACUGACAAGCUUACGAGCAUUGUCAGGGAAAUUCAUAAAUGUUACAACCUCCAAUGGUGCCGUUCUGCUAAACGGAAACAUUGGUGUGGAAUCGGUUACUGAAUGUUCGGAUGGGAUAAUAUUUGAAACAACUGGUUUUCUCUUUCCUAAUAACACUAAACACCAGGGCGGUUUAGUCAGUCGAAUAAAUAGCACCAGCCUACCUCAGAUGUAUAAAGAAGUCUUCUUGCAGUAUGGACUUAACAAAUCUGUUCAGCUUUUAGAAACAACUGGACUUUUGACCGAACUCACACAAGAUGUCCACGAACAAUGGACUUUAUUUUUACCAAGUGAUGCAGCUUUCCUUAAACUUUCAAACCACAGAAUGAAACAACUUAGUGUCAAUGGACAAGUAGCUCAAGAAUAUAUCAAGUAUCACAUGGUAAGAAAGAGCCUACUUACUCCAAACGAAGCUGUGCAAGGUAUAGAGCUUGCUACAAUGCAAGGCUCACUUUUACGGACUAGUUGUUCUGCUGGUAAAAUUGGUGAAAUUAUAAUUAACGAACAAGCAACUGUGACGUCAUAUAACUUCAAUAUGAACCUCAAUGUCCCAGUAUCUCUCUAUAUAAUUGACACGGUUCUUGAACCCCCUUCAAUUGGUGGCCACUGCGGCGAAGCGGUGAACCAAACAAUAUUUGGAACGUCAUCGUUAUGUUUUCUAAAAGGAUCCAUUAAUUGUCCGACAGGAAUGACCAAAGUUAAACAAAUAUCUACAGAAUGCUCUGCAAAUAAGGCUCUGCAGCCUUUCAGCAAAUUCCACACAGGCAUGAAAACACUUUCUAUACCAUGCUGCGUUGCAGUAUGUUCGUUUUACAAUGUCACCAGAAGAUGCUGUGAUGGCCACUAUGGCAAUGACUGUCACCCAUGUCCAGGUGGUGCCGGCAACGCAUGCAGUAAGAAUGGUGUCUGUGAUGCUGGUAUCAACGGAACUGGGAAAUGUACCUGUAACUCUGGUUUCCGUGGGUAUGCAUGUGAGUUGUGUGACUCUGGAAGAUAUGGUAAGGAUUGCCUCCCGUGUGAAUGUUUGGAAAAUGGAAUUUGCUCCGAAACUAUGAAUGGAGACGGUUCUUGUACUUGUUAUGCAGGUUUCACUGGUGUACUGUGCGAUAAGAGAACAGUUCACCCCACGAACUGCAACAACACAUGCGUAGAGAACGCUGUUUGUAUUGAGGGACCCGAAUGCAUGUGCAACCCCGGGUACUUAGGGGUGGGGGAUGACAGCUGUGAACUCCCGGACCUUUGUAGUAACCCCGAAAACGGGGGCUGCUCACCUCACGCAACUUGUACCCAGAAUCUCCAGAAAGUGAAAUGUUCCUGCAACUUUCCAUAUAUAGGUGAUGGUUAUGUGUGCGAGGGGUAUGACCCGUGCAAUGACCCUUUGAGGCCCUCGUGCCACUUAUACGCGCAGUGCGUAUACAUUGGGCCCAACAUAACACGCUGCCGAUGCUUUGAGGGUUUCACUGGCGACGGCGUGAACUCAUGUAAGCCCAAUGCCCGCGCUAAGAGAUGCGAGAUCGAAAAUGGCGGCUGCUCGGAGCGUGCCUACUGUACCAUGGUGAAUAACUUGGUGAACUGUUCAUGUCAGGACGAAUUUGUCGGUGAUGGUUAUAUGUGUAACAGUAACAUUUAUGAUGUCAUCAAUCAAGGUGAAAACCAAAUGACCAAGUAUUAUCAAUCUGUUUUGCGUUCACUUACAAUGUUACUGAGACUGAAACGAGCUUCUAAUCUCACUUUAUUUGCACCUCUGGAUAGCUUUGUAGGACUAAGGAGAUUUCAAAAGAAAACUCUUAGUAGAUACCUCGUCUCAGGUCAUGUCUACACAAUGGCUGACUUGCGUCAAAUGAAAACCAUUGUGGUUGAUUCGCGAAAUGCUUAUCCCGUACAGACAGCUGACGACGGUUCUAUUUAUAUCAACCGAGUUAAAAUUGUUCCAAUUGACAUUCCCGCCACCAAUGGUAUCAUACACCCCAUUGAAGGGGCAAUAUCUUCUAAAAUUGCUCCCAUAAAGUUUUCCACAAGCCCCAAAACAGCUACAAAGCCUCGCACUAAAACUACAAAACCAGGCCAGAAACAAACGACUACUACUGCCCCAUCUAACACCAACAACACUGUUAUGUCAACCACGCCAAAAAUAAAAAGUCCUUCGCCCCACGCAGCCUCGUCAGGGCAAGGUGUUAAAGUUGGCACAGCAGUUGGUAUUGUGGCAUUGCUGCUCAUUAUAGUUUCGGUGUUGUAUUGGAAACGAAGGAGUUCUAGAUUCAUGUUUAGACCUCUUUCUGAACGAUCGAAUUUAACCGCCCGUUCAGACGAGGUAAGUGAAGACUUUCCUGAAGCUGCGGGUCUCUCAAACCCAGCAUACGAUUCAACUGCGUUCAGUGAAACUUACAGCUCCGAACCCGGGGACGUCAUGGUCACAAAGUUCGCCAGUUCCGGUCCGCUAGAUGGCAACGAAGAGCUAAGCGCUUUGAUCGAUUUCGGUGAAACAUCGGGCAAGUAGAAACUCCGAAAAAGUCAAAUUACAAAACAGUGUCAAAAUUAUGUCGUUAAACUUUUAUACGUUUUUAACCUCGUACUUUUUAGCAGAGCUUUCCGCUAGAAAAUGGGUUUAUUUUUACAAAAUUCUGCUUGUUUGUUUAAGUAAAAAUUCUAUAUUUGUCGAAAAAGCUUUAAAAAGAAUGCAAUUGCUCUCAUUUUAUAAAACUUCUGUAUAUUUUGGGCUUUUGUUUGUCCCACUAAUCCUCAUAUAGCGCUAUACACACCUCAUUUUAUCUCGCCUUAUCAUCGUACUUGCUAUUAUAACUCUCCAAAUACACAAUGUAUCUUCUGUUUAAAAACAUAGAAACGUCAUUCUCUGUAACUCCCUGCCAUUUCGCUAUUGAAAGUACCAUUGUAAAAGUGCAAUACAAAAGUACUGCCAAAUUUGA
Molecule: messenger RNA, 3655 nt
Organism: Ciona intestinalis (vase tunicate)
Lineage: Eukaryota; Metazoa; Chordata; Ascidiacea; Phlebobranchia; Cionidae
Source: RefSeq, a predicted model, not a curated record